GUUUCCAUUGUUGAAAUGUGACAAAACACCUGUAGCCAUCCAAUAAGACCACCACACACAUUUCUUCAAACUCACCUUAACUUCAUUUACUCACUCUCUCUCUCUCUCUCACUCUCACUCUCUCACACCCACUCGGUUCCUUCUUCCCUCUUCCCUCUUCCCUCUUCCCUCUUCCCUCUUCCCUCUUCAACCCCAUUUUCUUUUUCUUUUCUUUUCUUUUUCAUCCAAACAUGUCCUCAGCAACAUCAUCCAAUCUCAUCUUCUUCUCAAUAUUACUCCUUUCUUUUGCAACAACAACAAAAUCCGACAACCCACCGUGCCCGUAUCCGUGUUACCCACCACCCACCGGAGUCGUCACUCCCACAACCCCUUCAGUUGGCGGUGGUUCCACCGUUACACCGGCACCACCUCAACCCGUCUUAACAUAUCCGCCACCUUCCGGCUCCUACCCUUAUUACCCAACACCGCCUUACGGCGGCGGGGGCGACAACAGCGGCGACGGAGGUGGUGUUUUUGCCACCCCGCCACCCCCUGACCCUAUUCUUCCCUACUUUCCGUUCUACUACAAGAAUCCACCCAACAAGCCAAAAGACAACUCAGCACCGACCAGUUGG
Messenger RNA from Vigna umbellata (rice bean), 614 nucleotides. RefSeq lists its product as uncharacterized. NCBI's taxonomy places the organism in Eukaryota, Viridiplantae, Streptophyta, Magnoliopsida, Fabales, Fabaceae. The record is from RefSeq and is a predicted model, not a curated record.